Messenger RNA from Hirundo rustica (Barn swallow), 4003 nucleotides. It is a transcript of the gene PDLIM7, whose product is annotated as PDZ and LIM domain 7. NCBI's taxonomy places the organism in Eukaryota, Metazoa, Chordata, Aves, Passeriformes, Hirundinidae. The record is from RefSeq and is a predicted model, not a curated record. Bases 2028 to 3188 code for a protein of 386 amino acids. Gene Ontology annotation, cellular component: Z disc; filamentous actin; stress fiber. Gene Ontology annotation, molecular function: actin binding; muscle alpha-actinin binding. Gene Ontology annotation, biological process: heart development; muscle structure development; actin cytoskeleton organization. The transcript is spliced from 10 exons.
GGGCAGCUGAGCCAGCGGGAUCUGCCCGUGGCUGUGUGGGUUUGUGGUGGUGCUGCUGGUCUGGGGUUGUGCUCUGCCCUGUGGCCAGACAGGGCUGUGCAGUGGGGUGAGGGGAUGGUGAGUGGAGAGGUUGGUUUUCCUCCUUUCCUUUCCUGCUUUUCCUGGACCUUAAUUGCUUCAGACUGACUCCAUCUCCCCCUUUCUCUCCUGCUACACUCAGUGGAGGAUGGUGAGGAUGAAUUUAUUAAAAAGCCCAGGUAAGGGGAGCGUGUGCCAGGGCAGCAGCAGGAGCCACAAGGUGCUCAGCCCACAAGGCUUGUUCUCUCACUGCUUGCAGUCACUCAGGGGAAGCUCUUUGCUCUGUUGCUCUUUCUUCUCUCCUCUCCUUAUCCUUCACUCUCCUGUCCUUUCCUUCUUCCUAGAGCCAGGCUGUUGGCAGAGCCACAGGCUCUGCCCUGUGCUCACCCCACAACAGGCACUGCCAGUGCUCAGCCGCUGCUCUGACCGUCACCUCAGGAGGGUCCUGCCCAGACACCCACCAGCCAGGCAGGCUGUUCCCAGAUGAGUGAGGUGUCCUCAUGCAGGGUGUGCAGGCAGGACCCACUGGGCACUGCUGGCACCAAGCUGGGGAGGCCAUGAUGCAGCGCAGCGUGCUGGGCACAGUGGGCAUGGGUGGCUGGUGGCACUGACAGCACCUUGCUGGGGGUGUCGGGAGUUGCAGGAUAAGGAACUAGACCAGACCUGGGGCACAGUGUCAUGGGGGUCCAUGGAAUGGCUGCAAGGCUGAUCAGGAGUGGACGCUGUCAGCAUUUCCACGAGGCUCGUGCGUCUCUGGGGCUGUGGAUGUGUAUGGGCAGGGGUGGGCUGGUCAGACACUGACUGUUGUGCCACCAUUCUUUCUGAUACCACAGGGAUGCCCGUGGGUCCAACUCGGGCACGGGGCAACAUCGGUGAGUGCCAGGGUCUGGCAGAGGUGUUGGCAUGUGCCAGGGCACCUUUGGGGGUGCUUCCCUGUUCCAGAGCAGGGUCUGAUUCUGGUGCUGAGCUCCUGCCCUCUGUCACUCACAGGCAGCCCCCACAGCUGCUGGAGCCUCCCGGUGACACUGUGUGUGACCCUGUGAAGCUGAGGAUGUUAGAGAACAUUGAUGACUCAAAGCCCCACACCUGGACGUCCCAGUCCCGUUCCUUCCGCAAACUGGCCCGGCUGGUGGGCGCUAACAGCAUGGAUGAUGGUGAGGAUGAGCCCGUUAAAAAGCCCAGGUAAGGGGCAGCAGCAGGAGCCACAAGGUGCCUGUGCCAGGCUCUCAGCCUCCAAAGCCACUUCACCCUCGCUGCUUGCAGUCACUCUGGGGGUGCUCUUUGCACUGCUGGGGGUUUUUCCCUCCCUCUCUGUCCCCUCUCCCGGGCUUGAGGUGUUUUCAGAGGUGCACAGCAGGCACUGCCAGCACUCAGCCACUGCUCUGACCAUCACCUGGGGAGGGUCCUGCCCCAAGCACCCACCUGGGUAGGGGUGGCUGGUGGCAAUCACAGCACCUUGUGGGAGAUGUUUGGAGGAGCUGGGCAGCAGCUGGUCUUGGUGCUUUGCGUCCCAUGCGGCUGUGAAGCAGCUGCAAGGCUGCUGGUCAGUAUUUCCACGUGGCUGAUGCCCCAUGGGGCUGUGGGUAUGGCAGGGAUGGUCAAACAGUGACUGUUGUGCUGCUGUUUUUUCCAAUGUCACAGGGAUUCCCAUGGGUCCAGCUGGGGCACGGUGGAGCAGCGGUGAGUGCCAGGAUCUGGCAGAGGUGUUGCCAUGUGUCAGGGCACCUUUGGCAGCGCUGCCCAGUGCUGCAGCCUUGGGCAGGGUCUGUGCUUUGUGCUGGCUGAGCUCCUGCCCUCUGUCACUCACAGGGAGCCUCUGGAGCCCCCCAGUACCCCCGGGUGUGAUCCUGGGAAGUUGCGGAUGCUAGAGGACGCUGAGGGCUGGCAGCCCCGCACCGGGACCUUGCAGUCCCGCUCCUUCCGCAAACUGGCCCAGCUGACGGGCACAGAUGGCAGGAUGCCCAUGGGUCCAGCUGGGGCACGGUGGAGCAGCGGUGAGUGCCAGGGUCUGGCAGAGGUGUUGGCAUGUGCCAGGGCACCUUUUGGAGUGCUUCCCUGUUCCAGAGCAGGGUCUGUGCUUUGUGCUGGCUGAGCUCCUGCCCUCUGUCACUCACAGACAGCCCCCACAGCCUCUGGAGCCCCCCAGUACCCCCGGGUGCAGCCCCGGGAAGCUGCGACUGAUAGAGGACGCUGAGGACUGGCAGCCCCGCACCGGGACCUCGCAGUCCCGCACCUUCCGCAAACUGGCCCAGCUGACGGGCACAGACAGCAGCAUGGAGGAUCAUGAUGAUGUGUUUGUUAGGAAGCCCAGCCAGGUCUCUGCGCCGGACCCGUCCCCAGGAGCAACGAUGAAGACUGAGCCAGGACUGGCCCCCAGGACCCCCAGCGCCACCCCCAGCCCUACCAGCCGCCCACCCUGGGCUGUGGACCCCUCGUUUGCCGAGCGCUACGCCCCGGACAAGACGAGCACGGUGGUGAGCAAGCACAGCCAGCCGGCCACGCCGACCCCCAUGCAGAACCGCAGCUCCAUCGUGCAGGCAGCCCAGCAGGCCCCCGAGGGGCCCGGCCGCACCCCGCUCUGCUACAAGUGCAACAAGGUCAUCAGGGGACGGUACCUCGUGGCGCUGGGACAUUAUUACCACCCCGAGGAGUUCACCUGCUGCCAGUGCAGGAAGGUGCUGGAUGAGGGCGGCUUCUUUGAGGAGAAAGGCUCCAUCUUCUGCCCCAAGUGCUACGACACGCGCUACGCGCCCAGCUGCGCCAAGUGCAAGAAGAAGAUCACUGGGGAGGUGAUGCACGCACUGAAGAUGACCUGGCAUGUGCAGUGCUUCACCUGCAACGCCUGCAAAACUCCCAUCCGCAACCGAGCCUUCUACAUGGAGGAGGGACAGCCCUACUGCGAGAGAGACUACGAGAAGAUGUUUGGCACCAAGUGCCGCGGCUGCGACUUCAAGAUCGAUGCUGGGGACCGGUUCCUGGAGGCGCUGGGGUUCAGCUGGCACGACACUUGCUUUGUCUGUGCGAUCUGCCAGACCAACCUGGAAGGGAAGACGUUCUACUCCAAGAAGGACAAGCCGCUGUGCAAGAGCCAUGCUUUCUCCCACGUGUGAGGGGUGGGAAUUCAACUGUGCCCACACAUGCCCCUGCCCUGCAUGCUCCUGUCCCCCUGCCCUGCUGGCCCCAGGGAGCCAGGCUGGGCCCUUGGCCCUUUCCUUUGCUCCUGCCUCUUCCUGGCACCCCCUGGCUCAACUCCAGCCAGAUACAGUGCUGGGUCCAGAGCCCCUUACAGCUGGGUGACUUCCUGUAUGCUUAACUGGCCCUAGGAGGCCUGGCAAGGGGAUGCUGCAUGGAUCUCCUGCCCCUGAGCCACACGGUGGGCACAACCAUGCUGAGGCAGGAAUUGGAGGGGGUCUGCCACAGCUGGGCUGCUCCCUUUGCUGCCUGGCAGCUCAGUGCUGGAGCAGGGGUACUCCUUACACAUCCCUGAGCGGGUGAGGACCAGCUCCUGUCUCACUCUUCCCCCCCCGUUCCCAGCUGUGCGCUUUGGGGCUGGAGACCCGGCCCUACUCCCCUGCUGGGGCCCUGCCCGUGACAACCCACCAGCCACCCCUCAAACUGCCGCGGUGGCUUCCUGCCCUGUUUGCAUUUCGGGGGGUGUCUGUGCCUCAUUCCCCGCACCCUGCUGGCCCACUGCUCCCCUGGGGCUGGCAGCACCCCCAGCCCGGUGUGGCCCAGCUGUGGGCUGGCAGCGUGUGCUGCAGCUGCUCCUGCAAGGCUUGGGCACAGCUUCCAACCAAAGAGCUCUCUGCCACUGCCAUCCUGGGGCCAUCGAUGCCUCCCCCCCAACCCACACCCUCUGGCUGGGCUGCGCUGAUGUAGCCACGGUGCUUUUAGUGCCUUUAAUAAACACGUCUCUGCAAGUGCC